Molecule: messenger RNA, 717 nt
Organism: Guillardia theta CCMP2712
Lineage: Eukaryota; Cryptophyceae; Pyrenomonadales; Geminigeraceae
Exons: 3
Coding region: 1-717 (238 amino acids)
Biological process (GO): proteolysis
Molecular function (GO): serine-type peptidase activity
Source: RefSeq, a predicted model, not a curated record
AUGGUUUGCAAGAACUACUCUAUCCCCUGCCCACUUACCUCGGAUUUCAGGACAAUCGACAACACGCCCAUUACCAGCAUUGUUGUUGAUCUCUGCGACUUAGGCUUUGCUGUGGCAGAGGUGGAGUAUAGGAGACGCGACGAUGAAGGAGGAGGAUGGCCAGGAACCAAUCUAGACGGGGUGGAAGCGUUGAAUGCCCUUCCACACGUCUGCCAAGAGCACGCGCUGCACCUGGACCUCGACAGGGUGAUGCUGGUCGGGCACUCAGCGGGAGGAGCUCUUGUCCUGUGGCUGGGAGAGCAGGAGCUACGAGUCAACGUCAGGCUGAUCGUAGCAGUCGCACCAGUGACGGAUCUGGAGGAUGGGUACAGGAGACGUCUGAGCGACGAGGGAGAUGCGAUCGAGUUGUACAUGAAGUGCACGCCAGACACAGCAGAAGGGUUGAGGGAGUAUAGCAAGGCUUCUCCUAUCCGCCUGCUUCCAGCAAGGCGAAACAUUCUGCUGGUCGUUGGUUCAGAGGACAGGGAUGUUCCUGCAGACAUGAUAGAGAAGUACUACCAGAAAGCAGCAAAGGAAAAGCAAGACUCGGACUUGCUGCUGCAGAUCGUAAAGAUUCCGGAAGCAGAUCACUACGACAUUUUAUCGCGCGGGCAUCUGGCUUGGAAGAAAGUCAAAGAUGGUAUCGUGGAAAUUUGGAAAGCUUGCACGGAACUGUGA